Molecule: messenger RNA, 1455 nt
Organism: Populus nigra (black poplar)
Lineage: Eukaryota; Viridiplantae; Streptophyta; Magnoliopsida; Malpighiales; Salicaceae
Exons: 1
Coding region: 316-1314 (332 amino acids)
Source: RefSeq, a predicted model, not a curated record
GUCAUAGCAAGAAUAUGCCAUUACAAGAAUAUGCUCAUGUUUUUGAGUCCACGGUCACCAGCCUCCUUUGCCUUUAAAAACCCAACCCUCUGGCCCUAGCAAACCUCCUCCGUUUCACAUCUCAUCCCUCUCUGGUAUUUUCAUUACAAAGCUCUACUCAAAAGUCUCCUUGUUCUUCGUUCUUUUUCCAGUUCACACAAAUUUUCUCUUAGCAAUCCUUAGUAGCAACCUUAAAAUCCCGUAAUUUUUUUUCUUAGGAUUGAGAUACCAGACUCCUGUCUUUGCACAUAAUUGUUGCUAGCUAGCUAGCUAGACAUGGAGAUCCCAGUGAUCAAUAGAAUAAGCGAUUUCGAGACAGGCUUAGCCUCUCUGCAAAACCCAACAUUUCUUUCCCAGAUUCUUGCACUUUCUGGUGUCGAAAAAAUUCACCAAGCUUAUAGUAUUUGGAAAUGGGGCGCUCUGAUUCUUGCCCUGGCCGCCUCUUUCACAGCCAUAAUUAAUAGAAUCAAGAUUCUCAUCAUCCGAUUCAAAAACCACCCCUUCAUCUCUUCACCAUCUCUUAUCACCAAUCAAGAAGAUUGUGAUUACGAAAGCGAAACAGACUUAUCUUGCUCAUCAUCAAUAUCCUUAUCAGAUGACGAACAGGAAGAAGAGUCCACAUCAUCUUCAAGAAGUUGGUGGUCCAUUAAUGAUCAUGAUCAGGACUUCCGGGUUAGAGGCUCUGGGAAUUGUUACAUUGACGAUCAAUACCAGGGUGGUAAUUUUAGGCUCCGGAGACGACGAAACAGCAGCAUUGGAGACUUUUUUUCGUUGACUGAUUUCACAAACGGGAAAAACGUUGUAAAGCUUUGGGAUAAUUUAGGAUUAAGUCUAGGAUUAAACCUUAACAACAGCUGCGAUUCGAGAAACGCUGCCGUUUCUUUUUAUGACAUUAACAAGGAGCAGAAGAUAUGUUCCAUAUUCGGCAGCAAAUGUGAUAGUAUUUUCGCGGCUGUUUCCACAUCUCCUUCGGUGGUUGUCUCGGCAGAGACAAAUUUGUCGGGUCAUUCAUCGUUAAGUUUAUGGGAUACCCGAGUUGGGUUUCGGGUGCCGGAGGUUUUUGCGGAAUUAAGGCCUACGUUGGGGAAGAUUGUGGGUGUCGUCGGCGGCGGCGUAGAGAAGGUUUAUGUCAGAGAUGAUGUCACUGGUGAGUUAACGGUGGGUGAUAUGAGAAAACCCAGUUCGCCGUUAGUCAAUGCGACGGAAUCUGAUGUGGAUACUUGGUGGGAUGCUGACGCCGUUAUUGUUGAGAAUGAAUGUGAAAAAUCUGUUUGAUAACGCGGCCAAGGAUUCACUUGUAUUUCUGGGAAUGAUAGAGCGGUCAAUCAAUGUAAUUCAGCUAUCUGUAAAUAGUUUUUUUAUUAGCCAAUAAAAUAGAAAACGAGCCGAUCCUGGGCGCCUCAUUAUUUGUUUUAA